Molecule: messenger RNA, 615 nt
Organism: Notodromas monacha
Lineage: Eukaryota; Metazoa; Arthropoda; Ostracoda; Podocopida; Cyprididae
Source: the annotation of a GenBank genome assembly
AUGGAUCGUGUCGUCACGCCUUGGAGGUGGUGCGAGGAGGUUGUGCCACCCGAACCAGAGAUCUCGACGGCGGCAGUUCCGCCGGUGGUUGAUGAGCCUCGCCCGGUGGCGCCGACGGCCAACCUGGCGGUCGUCCACGUGCCGGCGAGCAAAACGCUGUUCGUGGUUCGGGCGCCGCCCUCGACGCAGCAAAGCGUCGUAGUGGCCCAAGAGGUGCCACACGUCAUCAAGGCACCGUUGUCAACGCCAGAAGUGACGGUCAACAUCAAACAUGGUGUUGCGCACGUCGAGGCGGACGUGGACCCUUGGACGGCAAUGGUCCUGGUUUUUAUGGGCCUUGGUGGGGCAGGAGCCACUUCUUUGGCUGUAUUUUUGGUUUGGCUCGUGAAGUUCAUCAGGAACAAGUCAUCGUACAUGCGGGAACUGGUGCGGAUGCUGACACCGGAGGAUCAGCAGGAUCCGGAAGCCCAACCAGUGGUAGAUCUGCUGGGGCUGGAACAGGCGGAUAAACCCGUCGAAGAGAAGAAGGAGGAAGAGCUGCCGAAUUCCUUUUCAGAAAGUGAUCAGCGAAUGGAUAAGAUUCCUGUGGAGGAGUCCAUCUCUAAUCUAGGAUAA